AUGGUGGUUUUAAACAGCAGAAUUGUCUUUAUUUCCGUGCUUCUACUGGUCAGCAAUGUGGGCGCCUUUCGGUUCAAGAGUUUAGAUUUCUAUGUGCAGCUUUGGAAUGGUGAAUUUUUCUCAGCGAGCCCAUUUGGUGGGGGCAGCAGUGUGGAAAAGACGGACGAGAAAGUGGAAAGCACCAAGCCAGACAUUACGGUCCAGGGUCAAUCGUUGCAAAGCACACUGUACGAUUACCUCACGUACCGGGACAAGGUGAUGUGCUCUCUGGCGCACACAAACGAACCGGAGGAUGGUACAAAUCCGGACGGGAGUCGCAAAUCUCCGUUGCGCGUCAAAUGCAGCCCAGUGGAAGGAAACGGAACACUGUACAUCAUCACCUCGCUAAAGGACAUGGUGAAAGGGCUACCCCACUAUGGCAAUUCGACCAAACGGAACGAGGUGGGCAGCUGUUUCUUGAUGCUGUUUUACACGAAAACCUGCAUCCACAGUGCGAUGGUGGCACCGCAUUUUAAUGCGCUAGCGCGCCACUUUCCUGAUCUCGUGGUGACCGCGAUUGAUGCGUACAAUUUUCACUUCCUGAACGGUGAGUUUGGUAUCGUUGGGCUGCCGACGAUUAUGCUGUUCCAUCAGGGUCGUCCCUUGGUGAAGUACAACGGUACGGAAAUCACGCUCACCUCGCUGGCCAAGUUUGUGACACGCCACACGGGCAUCGAACCACGGCUGGCGAAUCAAAAGAGCAGCACCACGGUUUUGCAUUACAUAUCGGAUGAUUUCAAAGGUCCGCUGUCGAACAAGGUGGAAUACCGCACGGAUUACUGGCUGUACGUGGCGUGGGCUUUCAUCAUUGUUUGCACGUGCUACUACUUCUCAAAAUCUACGCUGUACGCACAGAUUAUUGAGAUGAUCAAACGAAAUUGGCGAGAAUCGGCUGCUCAGCACAGUUAG
This is a messenger RNA of Anopheles marshallii, 948 nucleotides long. It is a transcript of the gene bug, whose product is annotated as thioredoxin domain-containing protein 15. Gene Ontology annotation, cellular component: cilium. Gene Ontology annotation, biological process: cilium assembly. The record is from RefSeq and is a predicted model, not a curated record. The transcript is spliced from 2 exons. NCBI's taxonomy places the organism in Eukaryota, Metazoa, Arthropoda, Insecta, Diptera, Culicidae. The coding region runs from base 1 to 948 and encodes 315 amino acids.